Molecule: messenger RNA, 1101 nt
Organism: Prorocentrum cordatum
Lineage: Eukaryota; Dinophyceae; Prorocentrales; Prorocentraceae
Source: the annotation of a GenBank genome assembly
GGGCCACAUGCGAGCCCUACCCCUACCCCCCACGAUUUCUGGGGGGGAGGGUGGGGUAGGGGUAGGGCUCGCAUGUGGCCCCCUAUCUGUUCUGACUCCAGUCGUGCAUCCAGCGGCUCCCAUCCAUGCGCGCUUUCGGCGAUCAGGGAGGCCUGCGCCCUCUGCUGCCAACGCGGUGGAUCACCGAGCCGCUGUUGCGGAUGUGAGCAAGCGGCCACCUCAGAAGAAGCACGGCGGUGGCCAAGCAGAGUAUCUCGCCGUCGUUGGUAAGAUUAGUUGAUCUUUGCACUGUCUGCUUUCACUGAUGUCUUCAACACCGACAGCGCGUAAUGCGGAGGAUAGGCCCAAACCUUGACGGAUCAUGAAGUUCGUGAUGGUUACAGACAUCGCGGUUGCGAGUGUGUUGCGCCUAAUUACGUACGAUAUGUCGGUCGGACUUUGAGUUUCAAUCUGCGUGUCGUGUCAAUAUCUGGCUCCAGCUUCGCGUUCCUUCGCAGGCCGGACUGUAUGCAGUCGUUGCCGGAUGCACCCGCCCACUCGAGCGAGGUCGCCAUUGUGGUCCGUUGCGACAGAGUUCCGGCCGACGCGGCAUUCCAGAGCUCGCCGUUCCAGGACAGAGCAUCGGAGCAUCGGUGACCGCAGGGAGGCCAGCAUGCCGCCGUGCAGCGGAGCGCGGGCACGGCGCAGCCGGGAGGGCGUGGCAGGCUGGACCUGCGUGGAGAGGGGGCUCCGCCGCGACCCUUGGGUGGUGAUGUACCAGUGCGGCACCCAGGAGCCCCGCCGCAGGCGGGGCCUGGAGCGGGGGUGCUUCCAGACCCUGCCGCAGAGACCAGCAGGCGAGCGGGGGCCAGAUGUGCCCGUCUUGUGCAACCCAGCGCCGGCGGACACAACGGCAUACCUCGGAGUCUUGGAGAAAUAGCAGCUUCCAGAUCGGGGUCUGAGUUUUCUUAGCAAAUCGAAGAAGCUUGGGACUCCAGGGUAGACUAUGGAGGACGGCACCGACGACAAACAUGUCUACACCUCAGUCAAGUUUAAUCAUCAUAGCCUUCACGCACACCUUUGAUGAACGUGUUGUUUGACGACCUGGGCCCUUUGAGUCGC